Styela clava is the source of this 1357-nucleotide messenger RNA. NCBI's taxonomy places the organism in Eukaryota, Metazoa, Chordata, Ascidiacea, Stolidobranchia, Styelidae. The record is from RefSeq and is a predicted model, not a curated record.
GCCAUUAAUGUAAAUAUGUUAAGUCCUAAGACUUUAGUGAAAAAUUGUAAUCAGUGGUUAAUCGUUUAUCUGUUAGAUAUUUACAAUUCAUAAAUUUCACAAUGUGGAGUAUUAUACUUCCCAAAGACAUAAUUUGAAUAUUAAACUUUAUAAAAUCAAGAAUUUGAUUCUUAAAUAUGUAUGCAGAUUUAUACAGCAAUAUUUGUAAGCUCCGAAUAUUAUUUAGUAUGGAAUUGUUGAAUUCGAGGUAUGCUCUUCUGGUAUUGAGUCUCACUCUAAUUGUAGAGAUUUCUGGUUCAACUAAAUGUUCAACAACGCCAUGCCAAAAACCACAGAAAUGUAAAAAUGUACCGGGAAGUCAUGAAUGCGUUGAUAGCUGUCUUGAUUACAAGAACAUCACAACAAAAUAUUUCAACCGGUAUGAAUGCUGCAAGAUUACUCACGGAAAGUGCGGACAAGGGCCAAACUCUCGUUAUCCCAGAGGACUGCCAAGAAGGUUUUUGGUAGAAUGGCCAUGGAUGAUUAGAACUUAUUUCAACGAAACUCAGCCAUGCACCGGAGUGAUUAUCAAUGAAAGAUGGAGAGCUGUUCCCACGGAUUGUGCUGAGAAAUGUGUGAAUAAAAUAUCAACUGAAAACCAAACGUCCGGAGUUAAGGAUUAUUAUUCGGGGUACAAGACAGUUACCAACUACAGUGUGAGCAACAACAUUGUCCUCGUUCAAUUCAACAGAAGCUUCAAAUUUUCUCCAGACCUAAUUCAACCGAUUUGUUUGCCAGAUGGAGAAAAUCCAUCCAUCGGCGAGAACUGUUUUGCAUUUGGAUAUGUAAAGGAGAAAACAUAUAGUGGUUCUUAUUAUCCAUUGCGUCGGAUGCCCGUAUUUGUUGCAAAUAAUUCUGGAUGCAAUGAUCAAGCUAAUGAAACAAAAUAUACAAUAAAAGAGGAAAUUUGUGUGGGAAAUAUAAUUGAACCAAAGAGUCGUUUUACAAAUUGUUUGGGAAAUCCAGGUUCAUUUUUGAUAUGUCAAAGAAAAACCAGUUGUGAUUGGUAUUUAGCUGGUGUGAAAACAUCUGGUAAAGUAUGCAGCGGAAAAGAACAAGAAUAUGGUAAGUUCGCUAGAAUAUCAGAUGUUGAGAGGUCAAUUGAAGAAAUUGUAUCCAGUAAGAAACAAAAUGAAAAGAAAAAGUAGAUGCGCAAUUCUAAUCAUCGGUAUAUUAUUUACAUGGAUGAUUUUUGCUCAACUAUUUUAUGUACUUUAUUCCUUUCAAAAAUCUUAUCAAAUCCCAUCAGAAACUUGAAACACCUCACAAAAUGUUAAAUAUAUCUUGAAGAUUAGAAAACUGUGUUAUUUCGGCAGAA